UUUCCCUAACCUCGGUCGGUGACUGUGACUGUCAAAUGAAGAGUUUUGCUUCAUCGUCGUCGUCGUUGCGUUUACUUAUGUGCAUUAUUUCGCGUAUACACUAUUCGGAUUACUGCGGAGUGAAGAGAGAAAGUAAUUAGUGCUUGUCCAAGUGCAUUAUUUUGCAUCGAACCAAAUAGCUGAAACUUUGACCAAUUUCAUCCCGACGAGUGUGUAAAAUCUGCGGAAAAAGCCACCGGAACAUCUUAAAAAGUGAAAUCACGCAGUGACAAUGAUGGUGACGGAUUCGUAGAAGCACACGGCCCAAACCAGAGCAGGUGUGGAAUUUCAGUGGUAUUCGGUGGCGAAGUAGCGGACCGUGCCCAAGUAGGGGAUUUCUUUUACUCCGCUGCGAAGUACCCUUCCGGAACCGUCCAGUUAGUGCCCAGCAGUAACGGAAUAUUCAGGAACGGCGGAACAGGAAAAUGAGUUUCUUCACCUCCUUCCAGGAGCUGCUGGACUUUGACCACUCCACCAACCUCAAUGGGUUCCACUUUUCCAACAGUUUGUUUGGAUUUGAUUCGAACUCGAUACCGACGCUGGAGAAUAAUCACCUUCCGGGGCCGGUGCCGCUCGAUUCGUCCGUCACAACCGUCAACUCAAGGGCACUACUGAAAACACCUUCACCGAUACCGGAACCCGCUCCGCUGCUGGAAACUCCGAAGCACUGUCCGUUCAUUCAGCCGGUCCAGCCCACGGUGCAGCAACAGCAGCAGCAGCAGCCACAUCUACAACAUGAGACCACCCCGUCACAGUCACAUCAUCAAACAUCGCCCGUUCCGAUUGUGUCCAAGUUUCAGCUGAAAGUUACACCCAACAAUGAAAUCUACAUUUCCAACGAAUCCGGAACAUUCUGCGAACUGGCCGGCAGUUUCGUUCCGUCACAAGAAAUCGAACGACCGGCACCGGCACCGACACCACAAAUCCAAUGCCCAAUCGUAACCAAACCGAACCAACCCUCCUCCUGUGUAGAACCGGUGUUCGUUGAACCACCGGUUGCCAAUGGAAUACCACCGGAUCCACCAUCCAAGACACUGUACUGCAUUGAAAAGGGCAUCAAGCGACCGCUUUCGCCUUCCGACUGUCGCUACGGCAAUUCUGGCAUCUUCCGUUCAGCGGAAGCCGACGCAUCUCCACUAAAAAAGAAAACUACCUCCAACACUAGCAAUGGCCUUUUUUGCGGCGGAUCGGAAGCCAAACUUGUCGUAUCGAACGUCAUCAACAACGGGUUGAUUGUCAACAAGAAACAUCUCUCUACCACCGAGGAACCGUCGGGUGUUCCCACACCGGAACGACGGAUAAUGCGACCGAAAAAGCGCAAGAAGAAAGUCGUUCCGAAGGUGCUGCUUUCGGCAAAGGUUGAACCACUGAACGGUAAAAUUGUCGCCCGCGUGGCACCGGAACCGGCUAGACCUUUGGCGAUGGCCACGAUCAGAAAAUUGCCACCGGAAGCCGCUGGCAAACGGUUGGUCACAACGGGUGGUGUCGCAAAUAGCAUGUUGAAAACGACAACUCCGGCGAAAGUACCGGUUUCGGCACUAUCGACGGUUGCUUCCGCCACCGUCCACGGUGACAGUGCACUGAAUUUCUCCGGCAUUAAGGAGAAAGCGGCACAGGAAGCGAUUUUCGUCGAACGAGUUGAGAAAAAGGUUCCCCAGCAUCAUCAGGAAAUCUUGGGAGCUACAGCUCCGUUGAAUGCUGCUGCCAAAAUGAGUCCACCGACGACGGAACGAAAUCGCGUAGAAUCGGCCGCUGAUGUUGGGCUCAUGUCCGAAGAUGCCGGUUCAAGUCCGGCACCGGUCGAACUAAAAGUGGUCGCCGAUUUGGUUAUGGAUAAAAACGUUUUCGGGCACAUUUCACUGUUGAACAAUUCUCAUGAUCGUGGUAAAACGGUAAUCUACCAGAAUCCGGUCACCAGCACCAACGUCAUCUACAGCAUUCUGAAUCCCAAAUCUCUAAACCUCAAUCUCGGCGGCGGGGUGGGUCGAGGUGCUACCGCAACUCUAACCUUACAGCCUCAUCGCGGAGUUCGCAAACCGAAGAAGCGUGGCCGUAAGAAAAAGGUUCCGACGGAGACCAUCAAUGGUGGCGCGGCUGCCGAAGGUGUUAAUCCGCUUGUGCUACACUCGGAACCGAAACCCGUCGUCGAUCCGGAUGUUCCUGUUUCGGUGACACGCUCCGGUCGGCUCAGUAAACCUCCCCGCUAUGCAAAUAACUACUUCCAAAAUAUUAAGCAAAAAACCGAACAUUCCCCUCCCCCACCGCCACCACUACCACCUCCACUGCUGCCAAAAUUGGAUCUCCCGGCACCGGAUCCGGAAACUGCUGAAAAACUGCCCAACUUCUCCGCUGCACUCAGUUCCACGGUAAGCCCGGCCUCAGUCUCGCCCGGUUCGCUCGGUGAUGCGAAGCGCAAAAUGAAGGUCCCACUGCAGUACCGCUGUUCGACCUGUAACAAAGUGUACCUCGGCAAGCGGAUGCAGAGGCACCUGCAGAAAUAUCCCAGCCACAACUCGGAACGGGAUUGCGUUGGGCCGGAACGGGAGAAAAAAACCGAAAAGGAGGAAAAAUCCACCUAUCUCUAUAAGCAUUUGUUUGAUCUGUUGCAGAAGUUCACCGAAAAGGAUAAGGGUCGGGUCAUGUUGAAAGAAAUCAGCAACUUUGUGGACUUCGUGCGGGCGCUGAUUCCCAGGUUGAUCACAAACGAAGAGCAAAACAGCACCGUCGAAUACAUCGAUCACAACGUGGCCGACGUGCUGCGAUUGAAUCACGGCAAAUAUCGACUGAAAUUGUCCUCCCUGGCGGAAGAAUACGAAAAGCUAAACCAUACCGUAAGUCUACUGAACAACAACAACCCCAGCAAUCCCAGCAACGGGAUAUCACCACCUCAGAACGGAUCCACAGUUCCACCACUGACGAGCACCCCGAAUGGGAAUGCGGAACGGCAAUCGUUCACUUUCAAUGCCGAUGAUCUGCUGAACCAAUCCAGUUCGUUUCCCAGCUUGAGUACUCUGGUCACCGAACAUAACCUACUGGUGCAUUCGUGUAGCAAUAACAACAACAAUAAUAACAGUAACAACAACAACAACAACAACAUCCACCCGCAUCACCAACAUCAGCACAACAACAAUCAUCACCCGUUGCAGAAUCCACAUCCCCACCACGGUGGUAACAAUCUUUACAAUCAUCAUAAUCAUCAUCAUCAUCAUCACCACCUCCACCUCAACCAUCUGCCGCCGGUCGUCGGUUCCAACGGGCACGACGAUGCGAUAAACAGUCUGUCCGGGCUGUGUAAGUCCCCGGUGCAGCACUCCACCUCCGGUAUGGUCAAUAUGGCGCUGAAUCUGUACUGAGCUGAAAAAAAGGAACAACAAAAACAAACAAACAAACAAAAAAAAAAACAACUGCAACAGGAUACAAAAUUACGUUCUCACAGAAAAACCAUACACAAUUUCUCAGAAAACAAUAAUACAAAGUGAACAAGUUUUAAAUUGAAUCUAAUCAGAAUACAAAGAAAGGAUAAUAAAUUAAUUGGAUAGUAGUGAAA
Molecule: messenger RNA, 3586 nt
Organism: Malaya genurostris
Lineage: Eukaryota; Metazoa; Arthropoda; Insecta; Diptera; Culicidae
Exons: 4
Coding region: 465-3392 (975 amino acids)
Source: RefSeq, a predicted model, not a curated record